Molecule: messenger RNA, 624 nt
Organism: Chionomys nivalis (European snow vole)
Lineage: Eukaryota; Metazoa; Chordata; Mammalia; Rodentia; Cricetidae
Product: high mobility group protein B3-like
Exons: 2
Biological process (GO): regulation of transcription by RNA polymerase II
Cellular component (GO): nucleus
Molecular function (GO): DNA binding, bending
Source: RefSeq, a predicted model, not a curated record
AUGGCUAAAGGUGACCCCAAGAAACCAAAGGGCAAGAUGUCGGCUUAUGCCUUCUUCGUCCAGACCUGCAGGGAAGAACAUAAGAAGAAAAACCCCGAGGUCCCAGUCAAUUUUGCGGAGUUUUCCAAGAAGUGCUCUGAGAGGUGGAAGACAAUGUCCGGCAAAGAGAAAUCAAAGUUUGAUGAAAUGGCAAAGGCAGAUAAAGUACGCUAUGAUCGGGAAAUGAAAGAUUAUGGACCAGCUAAAGGAGGCAAGAAGAAGAAGGACCCAAAUGCCCCCAAAAGACCACCGUCUGGAUUUUUCUUAUUCUGCUCUGAAUUCUGCCCCAAGAUUAAAUCUACAAAUCAUGGAAUCUCCAUUGGAGAUGUGGCCAAAAAGCUGCGUGAGAUGUGGAAUAACUUAAGUGACAGUGAAAAGCAGCCUUACAUUACCAAGGCCGCAAAGCUGAAGGAGAAAUAUGAGAAGGAUGUUGCUGACUAUAAGUCCAAAGGGAAGUUUGAUGGUGCCAAGUGUCCUGCUAAAGUUGCCCGGAAAAAGGUGGAAGAGGAAGAGGAGGAGGAAGAAGAGGAGGAGGAAGAGGAUGAGGAGCAGAAGGAGGGAGAACAUGAGCAAGGAAAUCAGGAC